Messenger RNA from Triticum aestivum (bread wheat), 729 nucleotides. RefSeq lists its product as uncharacterized. The record is from RefSeq and is a predicted model, not a curated record. Gene Ontology annotation, cellular component: proteasome core complex. The transcript is spliced from 2 exons. NCBI's taxonomy places the organism in Eukaryota, Viridiplantae, Streptophyta, Magnoliopsida, Poales, Poaceae. Bases 37 to 612 code for a protein of 191 amino acids.
GCAAGCAAGCGCGCGGAUCGAUCGGGAGCGGCGGCGAUGGACGACGACUUCGGCUGCGUGAUCGGCGUCGCGGGGAGGGGAGAAUUCGCGGUGGUGGCGUCCGGAACCCCCAUCGUGCACCUCGACGCCCACAGGCUUCUCGCCAUCUCCGGCAGCCACCAGAACCGCCCAAGGUUCGCGAGGACGAUGUGCCGCAGAUGGAAGGGGCUGACCGGGGUGCCGUACCCCGACACCGCCACGGUCGCCGACCUCGCGCGCGAGCUGCUCGACCGCGGCCACUCCGUCGAGGCCCUGGUCGUGGGCUACAACCAGGCCCAGCCCCACGCGGCGGUGAGCUGCCUCGGCCCCGCGCUCCCGCGCGGCCAGUUCCUGUUCGGGGCCGCGGGGCGGGGAGCGGAGGCCUGCAGGGCGGUGCUGCGCCGGGGCUACCGCGACACCAUGUCGUCCAGCGACGUGAUCGAGCUCGUGGAGAGUUGCAUCGCGGAGAUCCGCCGGCUCGGGGUUCCCGGGGCUGCCGGCGAGUUUGCGGUCCAGUAUGUUGACAGAUGGGGAGCGGCGCCCGUGGGAAGGGAGGUCAGGGAGACCAUGACUAUCUAUCGACAGAUGUGUUGAAAUAUUAGAUGGGCCUAGAGUCCAUAUAACAAUUUCAGAUUUGAUUUUUAAGGGCCCAUGUAGGAGGCAUGAUAAGGUGGUGGAAAGUUUAGUCUCACCCCGGAAGUGGAAGGAGAG